AUGCCAAAGAUUGAUGAAUCGAUUUCACAAGAAUCCAAACCAUAUGAUAAACCCAAUACUUCACCCAAAAAGACAAAACAGAUCACAUUGAAUUAUCCAACUAUCAGAACUCAAUCUCUUGGUCACUCAAGUGGAAAGAAGAACAAAUACGAUAAGAAUCUAUUGGUAACUUUAUUCCUCAAAAGCUCGAAAGAGGUUAAUUGGACUGAAUUGGGUAAGGAUAUAGGCAAAACACCUAUUCAAUGUAAAGAUGUUUGGCGGGAAAUGAAGAUAGCUACGUUGAUGAUGGUAUUGAAUUCAUGUAAUCCAGAUUGGGAGUUUAUCGCAGCAUCAUUUCCAGGUAGAACCAAAUCCCAGCUUUACGAUGUAUGGAGGAAAGUUAUUUUACCGAGACUCAAGAGGGGCGAUACCAUCGAAUAA
This is a messenger RNA of Kwoniella botswanensis, 420 nucleotides long. RefSeq lists its product as uncharacterized. Lineage: Eukaryota; Fungi; Basidiomycota; Tremellomycetes; Tremellales; Cryptococcaceae. Bases 1 to 420 code for a protein of 139 amino acids. The record is from RefSeq and is a predicted model, not a curated record. The transcript is spliced from 6 exons.